CAAUCGAGAAGUGGCCACGAGCCGUGCCAGUGUCCUCGCUCUAUACGUCCUACACUCGUCUGCUCUGUUCUGCUAAAUCCGUGCACAAGGACCUGCCUGCUCUUGCCAGCUACAACACUACUCUCGCUAGUUGUACGGGAUUACAUAAAGAUCGGUGCAGCUAAACCUGACGUCGACAUCUAAAAUCGGCAGUUGCUGCUGUUGAUCUAGCUGGCCCUGCGAAUGAUGGAUGUGCAGCCAAGUGACGUUUUCGCAAGCUGUCAAUAGUGGAAAAUAGUGUCGUUCUUUGUGUGAUUCGCAAUUUGCCCGUAAACAAGUCGCAGUAGGCCGUUUUGUUAGCAUCCCUUUGUGGAUUAGUGUUUAUCGGAAUUUGCCAGGAUGGUGGUGACGGUUUCGGAUUUUCUGCCGAGCGGCAACUGCAGCUCCUCUAAACCAACAAAGAUGGCCCCGAACGCAACGGUAGAGGCCACCGGCGUGCUGAACGAGGUCGACGCCGAAACCAUCGACGGUGGACUGUCCAAGGACAUCACCACGCUAAAGCGCGCCGAAAAGCGCAAGAUCAAGCUGGUGUGGCGGAACGUGAUCGCGUUCGGUUACCUGCACCUGGCCGCCGUGUACGGCCUGUGGCUCCUGCUGACCUCGGCCCGACUCUACACCGUCGCAUUCGCCUUCAUCCUGUACGUGGUGUCCGGACUCGGUAUCACCGCCGGCGCCCACCGACUCUGGGCCCACCGCUCGUACAAGGCCAAGCUGCCGCUGCGGAUCAUCCUGGCGGUGUUCAACACGAUCGCGUUCCAGGACUGCGCCAUGCACUGGGCCCGGGACCACCGCGUGCACCACAAGUACUCGGAGACGGACGCCGACCCGCACAACGCGACGCGCGGUUUCUUCUUCUCGCACAUCGGCUGGCUGCUGUGCCGGAAGCACCCGGAGGUGAUUGCCAAGGGCCGCCAGCUGGACAUUGCCGAUCUGCAGGCCGACCCCGUGCUGCGGUUCCAAAAGAAAUACUAUAUGCUCCUCAUGCCUCUGGCCUGCUUCAUCCUGCCGACCGUGACGCCCGUCUACUUCUGGGGCGAAACCUGGACCAACGCGUGGUUCGUCGCGACCCUGUUCCGCUGGACGUUCAUCCUGAACGCGACCUGGCUGGUGAACAGCGCUGCCCACAAGUGGGGCGAUCGGCCGUACGAUAAGACCAUCAACCCGUCGGAGAACAAGACCGUGGCGUCGUUCGCGUUCGGCGAGGGCUGGCACAACUACCACCACGUGUUCCCCUGGGACUACAAGACGGCCGAGCUCGGCAACUACCGGAUGAACAUGACGACGGCGUUUAUCGACUUUUUCUCGUACAUUGGCUGGGCGUACGACCUCAAGACCGUCUCGAACGAGAUCAUCGAGAAGCGGGUGAAGCGAACCGGCGACGGCUCCCACAACACGUGGGGCUGGGGCGACAAGGACCAGGACAAGGACGAGAUCGCCCACGCCAAGAUCAUCAACCGGAAGGAGGAAUAAGCGGGGGGCGGAUGUGCGCGACCCUUACAUGAAAAUUCACACACACACGCAGACAUACACACAUUUACACGCCUACAUAAGAGCGAGAGCAUGAUGAGCGAGAGAGAGGGAGAGAGUGAGAGAUCGAGUGAGAGAGAUUGAGAGCGAAAGGAUGAGCAACACUUUCACACGCACCACCCCCCUCACAGUAACAAAUUAUUAUUCUGUAGAGAAGCUUAAGUGAUCAUUUUUUCGUCGUCUUACACACUUUUAUUUGAGGUUUAAGCAAGUUGCGCGAGCUCCCUCACGGAAAAAAAUCACGGAGGUUUUUUUUCGGUAAUGUUUUAGGAAAAUAACAAGAGAAACAGAGAGAGAGAGAGGGAGAGCCACACAAAUCAAACACAUUGAUUAACAAUUGGCAUAAUGAAUUUAAUGAAUCGAUGUCGGAACACAAACUGACGAAAAAAUCUAUAAAUCUGUGUAACUGUUUGAAACAGUAAAAAAUUAAAAAAAUGAAAACAGCAGAAAUGUUACUACUGUUACUAAAACAAAGAGAGAGAAAGCAUCAGAUAUUCUAUUCCCCGUUGAAAUUUGUCGCGUUUCAGUUGAAGUUUUAGUUCAAUUUGAGGUAGAUGAAGAACAACCAGAGCAAACGCAUUCAGGGCACUUUACUCUUAAAAGAGAAAGAGAGAGAUAAAAAAAAACUCGUAAAAUCUAACGGGGCACUUUUGCUAAACUAUUUCUAUAACGCUGGAAAGAAAAAAAAAACACACAUCAAUGUGAGGGGUUUGAAAAGGGUAGAAACUUUAGUUACUUUUAAUCUGCCGCAAACUUUUUGAUUUUACGCAAAUUUCAAAGUCUACAGCCUUUUAAAAGUAAAACAAAAAUCUUUACUUUAUCCAACCUAAUCCAUGCAAAUAAUCGAUUAGUUUUAAAGUUUGUAUAAUUUAUUUGCGGGGGAAGAAAGGUGAGAUUUUGCGCGCUUGUCAAAGUAAAGCCCAAGAACUUAGCUAAACAAACAAAAAAAGGGGAGGCGGACACUCGCAAUGAGGUCCGAAAAACGCUGUGAAAUUUGAAUCGUAAGACAAAAAGAAGAAACACACCCAUUAAUACUAGGAAGAGAGACGCUCGGGAAGUGUCGAUCAAAUCACCUUAAGGAGAAGAAAGUUGAAGAAAAUGCUGGAAAACACCUUGUAAACGUUGUUGUUUUAUUUUAUGCCCUUUUUUCACAACAUGCCACGUCAAAGAAAGUCCUUGUUUUAUUUUCUAAAUGCCCCCUUUUGUGUCUGAAGGGAUGCCGAAAAAGGAAGAUGAUCACAAAACCGGAUGGAGAGACUGAACCGCUUGAGAGCAACAGCAAAAGAAGAGCUUUUUGGAGUGGAUUUUUGUAGGAUGAAGCGUGAGAAAAAUUCGAGAGUACGAUUGAUACUAAAAUUUUACAUAAUUAUAAUUUUUGUUUUGUUUUCGUUAAAUUAGGACCCACCAUCAUUAUCACCAACUCUCUCUUCACGAAUGAAAGAAAAGAAAGAACGAUCUAAUCUAAAAACCACAUGUUCCUUACCUACUACUAUGGCACCAACCGAUUGAUGCAAACGAAAACUUCUUUUCAGCACCUUUCUGCAUGAUAAAAUCACAAAAUUGUCCUAUUUGUAAGAAGUGAAAAAAGCCAACCAAACAAGUCAUCCACGUUGAACGCAUAAAAAUAAACAACAAUAAAAGGCAGACAAGAAAACAAAAACUAUAUUCCGUUUGAUAUCCCUUUAAAUCUUUUCAGAAAUCAUGUUUUAAAACGCAAUCGCGCGGAAAAGAUGGUGACCGCCAGGUAAAAGAGCGUCAAGUGAACACGCGAGAAAUGUAACAAGAACACAGAGAGGAAGAAGAAUAAUGAAAUUAAUCUUAAUAAUUAUAACUGUAGUGAAAUAUAAUAAGAGCAAAAAAUCUAUGAAAAUUUAAAACUUAUUGGAAACGAGCAGCAAACGUAUGUAAGAGUCAGUAAGUGUAAUGGAAUAUAAAUCAACGUUUCAAACUUAAUACAUGGCGCGAAAUAAAAAAAAAGCACACACACAAAAGAGAAAUACACACACAAGACAGACAACUUUUUAUGGACUUAUUGAAAGUAUCUAUGAUAAAAAAGAUACAAAUCAGGAAAAAAAAUACUAGAAUCAAUGGUUUGAGAAAGAUGUCACAAAUCUACAGAAGAAUCAUAUGGAAACAAAAUAAAAUUGAGAUAUAUUCCGAAAUAUGCGCCGGAGCCGGAAAGAAGAAAAUUUUAAGUAAACGAAACAUUUGCUGAAAUACAAAA
This is a messenger RNA of Culex quinquefasciatus (southern house mosquito), 3790 nucleotides long. Its product is annotated as acyl-CoA Delta(11) desaturase. Gene Ontology annotation, molecular function: stearoyl-CoA 9-desaturase activity; iron ion binding. NCBI's taxonomy places the organism in Eukaryota, Metazoa, Arthropoda, Insecta, Diptera, Culicidae. Gene Ontology annotation, cellular component: endoplasmic reticulum membrane. Gene Ontology annotation, biological process: unsaturated fatty acid biosynthetic process. The coding region runs from base 379 to 1509 and encodes 376 amino acids. The transcript is spliced from 5 exons. The record is from RefSeq and is a predicted model, not a curated record.